UCUCGUCCACGGCCAAAGUUUCAUGUCAAUGCCACGCGAUGUAGCGUCAUGGAAUACGUAACGAAAUAGUAUCAGUUGAUUAAUUUCCGCAAGGCACGUGUUUUUUGUGUUUUUAAUCAAAUAAUGUUCAAUUGUGAUAUAUGUUAUUUAAAUCGUUUAAGUGGAGUGACGGAAAUAAUUUAGAUCGUAAGAUUUUGAUGUUAUAAACGAUCGGUCUUUUAUUUGCUGCUUGUGUCAGCAAUGGAUUUCAUAAUAGGAGGUCUAGCCGGCGCGGGUGCCACUAUUUUCACGAACCCGAUGGAUGUCGUCAAAACCAGACUUCAGCUGCAAGGCGAGUUGCGGUCUAGAAAAGAGCAGCCGAGACAAUAUAGGGGCCUCUUCCACGGGCUCUAUGUGAUCGCCAAGGCAGAUGGGGUGCUGGCACUGCAGAAAGGUCUUACUCCAGCCAUGGUGUUCGGAUUUUGUAUGAACUCUGUUAGACUUGGAACGUAUCAUGUAGCCGAAGUUCAAGGUUGGACACAAUCAAAUGGCUCUGUAAAUGUUCAGAAAGCAGCGUUUUGGGCGGGCGCUAGCGGUUUUAUGAGCGGUUUGGUUGCGAACCCAAUGUCAGUUGUGAAAACCAGAUUGCAAGCCGCGGCGCAUCCUAGCGUAGCGGUUGGGCGACAGCAUAUAUAUAAUGGCACAAUAGACGCUUUAAUAAAGAUUUACAAAACCGAGGGCUUUGGCGGUUUCUUCGCAGGCGUCCAUGCAACUUGUAUUAGAUUAGCAAUUGGUAGUUCCGCACAGCUAACCACAUUUUCAAUUGCUAAAGAAACCUUGCUGAGUCACGGAAUAAGUACAAAUUCAAGGCUAAGCUUAGCGUUCCUGGCUAGUGCUCUUAGUGGAGCCGUGGUUUCUGCGGUCAUAUGUCCAUUUGACGUCGUCACAGUACGACUGUAUAAUCAGGGUACCGCGUCAAAAGGUGAUCUAAUGUACAAAGGUGUUUUCGAUUGCCUUAAGAAAAUAAUGAAGACAGAAGGUGUAUAUGGACUUUAUAAAGGAUUUGGACCACUUUAUUUAAGAAUAGCUCCACACACAACAUUAUCACUUGUUAUAUGGGACAUGUUAAACAUAACGUUAGAAAAAAAGAGAUAAUAUUAGAUA
Molecule: messenger RNA, 1143 nt
Organism: Pieris rapae (cabbage white)
Lineage: Eukaryota; Metazoa; Arthropoda; Insecta; Lepidoptera; Pieridae
Product: solute carrier family 25 member 35
Exons: 6
Coding region: 241-1134 (297 amino acids)
Source: RefSeq, a predicted model, not a curated record